CACCCUAUAUCCAACAUAAUCAACUCAAAAUGACAUAUUCAUCCAUAAGAUUUUGUUGCAACCUUGUUUACACUCUUUUCCUAUUUGGGGUUGUGACGCUUCGUGUUGCAAACGCGAAACCGGCUACAUUUUUACAGGAUUUUCAUAUAACAUGGUCUGAUUCUCACAUCAAGCAACUCGAUGGUGGAAGAGCUAUCCAACUUAUCCUUGACCAAAACUCGGGUUGCGGGUUUGCUUCCAAAAAUAAAUACUUGUUUGGACGUGUGAGCAUGAAGAUUAAGCUUAUUCCAGGAGAUUCUGCUGGCACAGUCACUGCGUUUUACAUGAACUCGGAUACUAAUCAAAUCCGUGAUGAGCUUGAUUUUGAGUUUUUGGGGAACCGAAGUGGGCAGCCCUACUCGGUUCAAACUAAUGUUUUUGCUCACGGAAAAGGUGAUAGAGAACAAAGGAUCAACUUGUGGUUUGACCCUGCCGCUGACUUCCAUACUUACUCGAUUUUAUGGAACCAUCAACAUGUUGUGUUUUACGUCGAUGAAGUGCCAAUCAGGGUGUACAAGAAUAACGAAGCCAAAGGAAUACCAUUCCCAAAAUCGCAGCCAAUGGGAGUGUACUCAACAUUAUGGGAAGCCGAUGAUUGGGCGACAAGGGGCGGGCUCGAGAAAAUAGAUUGGAACAAAGCACCCUUUUACGCAUAUUACAAAGACUUCGAUAUUGAAGGCUGCGUCAUUCCGGGUCCAGCCACAUGCGCAUCUAACCCGUCUAAUUGGUGGGAGGGUGCCACCUAUCAACACCUGGACUCCGUUGGCGCUCAUCGUUACCGGUGGGUCCGCAUGAAUCAUAUGGUUUAUGAUUAUUGCACAGACAAACGCCGGAAUCCGGUUACCCCACCGGAAUGUAUGGCUGGAAUUUAGAAUUUAGAUCCCUUUGUUGAUGGGAUUUUUCCUAUUAUUAAAAAAAAAAAAAAACUGUUGGAGGACA
Messenger RNA from Helianthus annuus (common sunflower), 978 nucleotides. Its product is annotated as probable xyloglucan endotransglucosylase/hydrolase protein 6. The coding region runs from base 30 to 911 and encodes 293 amino acids. Gene Ontology annotation, cellular component: apoplast; cell wall. The record is from RefSeq and is a predicted model, not a curated record. Gene Ontology annotation, biological process: xyloglucan metabolic process; cell wall biogenesis. Gene Ontology annotation, molecular function: hydrolase activity, hydrolyzing O-glycosyl compounds; xyloglucan:xyloglucosyl transferase activity. NCBI's taxonomy places the organism in Eukaryota, Viridiplantae, Streptophyta, Magnoliopsida, Asterales, Asteraceae. The transcript is spliced from 4 exons.